Gigantopelta aegis is the source of this 12310-nucleotide messenger RNA. RefSeq names its product hepatocyte nuclear factor 6-like. Lineage: Eukaryota; Metazoa; Mollusca; Gastropoda; Neomphalida; Peltospiridae. The coding region runs from base 165 to 1811 and encodes 548 amino acids. Gene Ontology annotation, molecular function: RNA polymerase II cis-regulatory region sequence-specific DNA binding; DNA-binding transcription factor activity, RNA polymerase II-specific. The transcript is spliced from 6 exons. Gene Ontology annotation, biological process: regulation of transcription by RNA polymerase II. Gene Ontology annotation, cellular component: nucleus. The record is from RefSeq and is a predicted model, not a curated record.
UCCAAACAUGGCGGAUCGACCAGAAAGUAGGAGAUUAUUGUCCGUUCCCCUGCGUACGUAAAUAGCCCCCAAAACAGGCCAGCCAACCAGGAGAUCGCUACCAAAGGUUACAAUAAGUGACAGUUUAUCAUUCUUUAUUGUUCGAUCGGUUGUUGAUCGUAGGAAUGACGAUGGAAAACAUGGGUGAGCUCCCGUGUUCGGAUCAACAAAUCAGCGAGUCGCCAACUGUCAGCACGAGCGCGCCUCCCGCGGCUAACAGUGAGAACCAAGGAGAUUUUACCGAGAGCGAAGCGAACGAGUACGUGAACAGUCCGGAGUUGUCGGUGUCUCCAGCCUCCAUCACCCGAGCCGAGGCCAUCCCGGUCAGUGUCAGCAGCAUGAUAGACAGUAGCGAAUUCCGCUCCCAAAUGGGAGACGUAACCUACCACACGCUUAACGGCCGCAUGUCGCCCAACUACAGUCCAACAAACUAUGCCACACUGACGCCAUUGCAGCCGCUGCCUCCCAUCUCGACGGUGUCGGACAAGUUCUGCCACGUUCCCGUCGCCAGCAACGUCGGUGGUGGCUUUACGCUGAUGCCUCAGAACAAUGGACUUGGCAACGUUAUGGAUAUGAGUGCCUACACCAGAUACGACAAGCUGAGCAUGAACAUGGGACCCACCCUGGGAGCUACCCCCAUGACGAUGAUGAGCACGAAUAACUACCAACAGAGUUUAGGAUACGGGUAUGGACAAAAUGGCCUAGGCUCGCCUAAACAAGAGCCGAAGAUGCACAUGUCGCCUAAUGCGUUCGAAUCUUACUCCGCAGCACCCGUCAGGAUAGAUCCUUCUGUCACAAGAUUACAUUCCCCGAACACCAUGAUGCACUCGCCGAUGAACGGGUUGCAUCCGUCGGCCGCCCCUACCCCGUCGCCACAGAGCGUCGAGAGUCCACAGCGGAUGGACCACAGAGCACCGGGCAGUGAAUCGCCAAACAAGCAACAAGAAGUGGAGGAAAUUAACACAAAGGAGUUGGCACAGAGAAUAAGCAGCGAACUUAAACGAUACAGUAUCCCGCAGGCAGUUUUCGCACAACGGGUGCUGUGCCGUAGUCAGGGCACCCUGAGUGACCUGCUGCGCAAUCCAAAACCAUGGAGCAAACUAAAGUCAGGAAGAGAAACAUUCCGUCGUAUGUGGAAGUGGUUGCAGGAACCCGAAUUUCAAAGAAUGUCGGCGCUGCGGUUAGCAGUACAGCUGAGUGGAGCCAGCAAGCAGCACCUGGGAGGAGAGGAUCAUGGGAUAGACGGUCUGGGAGGCUCCGCCCCACAGGCGUAUCCGUCGUACCCCAGCACCCCUACCCCGACACGGUUCCAGCAAGGUGAGUGGAUACAGGAACAAGAAGGAGGUUUAGACCAUCAGGGUCUACAUAUUAAAGGUGUUUCUGAUCAUCCUAAUAUUUUGGGGAGCUUCAGUGAGAGUUCCAUUGUAACGCGAGCCCUUGAUGUUGAGAAGAUGACUUUAAACGAGUCCAGUUUGGCCUAUGUUUGUAAAAGAAAAGAACCAGAGGCGGAGAAACAACAUGAGGAAUCCCGUGCCCCGAAGAAACCGCGUCUUGUGUUCACAGACAUCCAGCGGCGCACCCUGCAUGCAAUAUUCAAAGAAACAAAACGUCCGUCGAAGGAGAUGCAAGCCACAAUAGCGCAGCAGCUAGGACUUGAGGUGAGCACGGUGGCCAACUUCUUCAUGAAUGCCCGUCGCAGGUCCUUAGACAAGUGGCAGGAUGACAACGGAAAUAAUAACCGGGAAAGUGCAAGCUCGUGUACGAAAAGUUAACCUCAUUUCCAUUUACCAGGAUCUCCUCCACCUCCCAUCUUCUUUUUUAACAGACUCUUGACAAAGAAGAGUUACCCACAGAGAACAAUGAGAGUUCUGUGCCCCUCGUUGAUCAUGUUUCAUCCUCACCAAUGCAAUCCGAGACGAAGCAUUUUUGUUAUGUUCAUAUCUGUAUUCUUUUUUUUUCUUCUCAAUUUUAGUUUUUUUUUGUUGUGUUUUUUCUGCAUUCCAUACUUUUGUUUGUUGAUUUUGUUUAAAUUUUAUUUUAAUUUAUUCUUCCUGUGUGAGAACGGGUAUGUUUCGUGUAUAACUGGGCUCAAACUCUAACGUGUCAUCUGUUUUUUACUCUUUAUGUCGCCUGAACAGAGUAUUAUAAUUAACGAAUCUUAGAUUCCGUGUAUUAAUUUUACAGUUCUUUUGAAGUUUGAGAAACUAGCCCACUGUUUAAGUUAUAUUCACUCAGUUGCCAUAGAAAAUCCAGGUUGUGCUUAUUUUUGUUUUGUUUUUAAGCUUUUGCUAUUUGUUCUUUGAUCAUUGUUUCAGUGUUGCUAUUAAAUUUAGUUGUAACAUUUUUUUUACAUAACCUUUACCACACAUAUAUCCCCCCUCCCCCUCCACAUAUCAUCCAUUCAUCCAUUUAUUUAUAAAAAUCAGUUUGUUGCAUUUACCAUUAUGAAUCGAUUCUCCUAGUCAUUCCAUACGUCAUUUCAUAUGUUUUUUGUUGUGCCAGAGGAUUCAUGUUUAUGUGAGACGUAUUAAUCAUGUACUUUUGUGAAAUGCAACGGAAGUACAGGACUUGAUAUAACGUGCAAUAUUUUCCACAUUUAUAGCGUAGAUGUUGUCAUACAUUAAUUGUUUUUAUUAAAUUAUUAUUUUUGUGGUUAAUUUUGUUGAUUAUUGAAAAAUUUGUGUUCCAGUUUGCAGUAUUUAGGACCUGCUCAGUGAAUUCUUGUUAAUAGUUUACAAUUGUUUUUCAUCCACAGUUGAUAUAUCUUUGAUUGUGUAUGUUUAAAUACAGCAGCCAUUCCAUUCCAUUAGAUUUGUUUCUAUAGAAACGGAUUUCUUAUUUUACCUCUAUACAGUUUAAAUUCACCUGCCUUCAGUUCUAAGGUAACCAUGACCUAAUUACUGUAGUAUUGAAGGUUUAUAUAAACAUAUUUUUUUCUAAAAGCAGAUUAUUUUUCAUCUAAAUAAAAUGUAUUUUCCUGAAUUACAUUUUUAGAUUAAUAAAGAAGGUAUAACUAUAAAAAGUGUAAUGGAACAGGGGAGUUAAUAUAUCUGUAAUUUGGCAGACUAAAGCUUUAUUUUUAGUAUUCAUUAUUGAGUUUCAAUAUUUAAAACAACCACCUAUAGUUUGAAGAUAGUGGUACUGAAGAUUAACACUUAAAAUAUAUAUACAAAUGAUUCCCUAGAAACAAAUUUGUCUUUAUAAAGGAACCACAGUAUACAUGUAAAAUGUGUAUUAUUUAAAGGGAAAUCCACCACUAUAGCCUUCUGUGUUCCUGUUUAAGUGAAACUGUUUUAGGUGUUGAACAUGAGUUAGUCUAGAACAAGACAUUGUCAUGCAUUAUUGACAGCUUCCACACAUUGGCUGUGUUCUAUGCUCUGUCAGUAUCCACUAAAUAAUGGGAGAUAACUGGGUAAUAUCAUCCUCUUAUACAAACAGUGAGGUUUUAAACAGCAUCACAGGACCAAGCUCAUGCAGAAUGCAGCUGUUUAUAGCUUGUAUGUUGUCAACUGGUUCUUUUUGCUUUAUUUUCACUACACAUGUACAGCAGGUACCGGUCAUACUAAUGUGCAGAAGGAAAAAAAAAAUCACUUUUGUGAGCAAUUUUAGUAAAAACAAGUAAAAGCACUAUUUUCCAAAUAAUUGAGUUACUUAAAAUACCAUGUGUUAUUUUGUGCUAUUGAACUUGUAAAUUUUAAGAUCCGGUUAGGGUGGGGGUAGUUGUGGGUGUUGCGAGGGUAAAUUCUGUGGAGUUGUAGUCAAAUGUGGAUCAAUCACAUCUAAUUUUAGUACUGAGUCUCUACCUUCCAUAACAGGAUGGGAGUGGGUCUGUAUUCUGUUCCUUAGUAACUCGAAAUUUAAAUACAUUCAGGUACAUUUUAGAAACCAUUUAGACUUCUUCUUUUUUUGAAAUAUGGAAGGCUGACUUUAGACUGCUCUGUGUUUAUAUUGGUGGUUAUCUUUAGUAAACUGUUCAGCAAUAAUCACUCUGAAAGGCAGGGGAAAAGUAUCAAUAUUUUAUACGUUUUAUUGUUGUGUCUCAUCGCCCAUUCAUGCAUAUUGCAUUCACUGCAUACAAGGGCCGCCUCACUGAAGCAUACAUGGUGGUAUUAAAACAGAAGAUCUCCCACACUAAAACGAGAUCAGGCUUUUGUGUACUGGACCGAUGCUACUCAUUAAUAAUGGCUUCCUUAAUGUAGUAAUGAGCACUCGGGUUAAACUGGAUUUUGUUGUAAUAUUUAGAAAGAUGUACAGGUUAACACCAGUGUCGGGUCAUGGGUGAGUGACAGCACUGCUUUUGUGUAAGGGGAUCACUUGAACAGAUAGCUGAAGACUUGACGGGCCAUCAAUUGUCAAAUGGUAAAUAAUUUAUUGUAAACGUUAGUAUUCAUAUUUAAGAAAGAUUUGAAACAAUGCUGGGAAAACAGACAGAGGGUUGUCAUGGGUGGGUAUGUACUAUAUGUUCAAGUGAGCUGAAGUGGAGAAAGAAAAACCCAUUCUGUAGUUAAAAGCAUUACUUUUUAUAAGUGGAUUAAGUUUUUGCUGAAAAGGAAAUCACUUUGUGAAAAUUACAAUAAAAUUCACAAAUGAAAUACUGAAAUUUACAUAAUUUUUUUUAAUUUGUACAAAUGAAAUGCUGAAAUCUACUUCAAAACCAUUAAUUAAUUUGUAUUUUAUGAAAUAAUUGUCCAUUUUCAUAUCAAAACUCAGUUAUUCUGUUAUCAAGCCUACAUUUAAAGAAACUCUCGUAGAAAGUAUUCUUUUCAAACUAAUAAAAUCCAUUUAUUAUUUUUUGAAUAACCAUAUUUUUCUCAUAUUGCAGACCAAUUUUCAAAAAGCAAACACUUAAUUUGCAUUAAAACAACAGAAGUUAAGCUUGCUUUGGUGGUCUGGAUGCAGUGAAUGUAACAUGCAUGCUGUUUUUAUUCCAAAGUAUUUUUUACAGACUAUCAUUCGUACAGACAGUUUCAUUCCAGAACAAAUCCUCUUUCAAGUAUAUAUUCAAUACAGAUAGAUUUUAUGUUACAGAUUGUGUUUUUGUUUUUUAAUCCAACAUUAUCAACAAUUCAAAGAUGGCCACUUAACAGACCAAUUCAACCAAGAAGUUAAAUUUCAAAAUAAAUGCUUUGUUAAAAUAUCUCAGGUUGGGUGAAUUAAAUCUUUUGUUUCAAGUUCAAAGGUUGGAAGUGCAAUAUCUUGAAAACCAAAAUGAGUAUAAUAAUCAAAUGUUACAUAAUAUUACUUCAAUAAGAUGAACUAAUACUGUGUAAAAUUCUGUGGCUAUACAUUUUGUUUUGGUAAUUUAGAUAUUGCACUUGAGAUUCCUGAAUAUUUCCCAUUGCUGCAUCUACCAAUAACUUAAUGGAUGCAACCACUUUGAUUCAUCAACUUCUUUUGAAGGAUAAUCAAGUCUGAUUAUAAUUUCACUUACUAGUAACAUACUUCGUUAAAAAUUGAGAAGUAAAAAGUUAACAGGAAAAUAUAUUUAAAAUUUGUAUUGUUACAGUUUGUAUAGUCAGGCCUUUAGAUUGCACCAAAGUCGAGGUGAUAAAUGUUGUACUCAAAACAUGUAUGCCCAAAAUAGUCAUGUUCAAAUUGAAUACACACAUGCUGACCUCAAAACAUUUCAUCUCAAAAUCAUUGAAUGUUAAACUUUAAUUACAUUACAAUAACUGCAUUUCUGAAUAUCAAAAACUCUUCAACAGCUGUUAAUACCAUUACUGCUCUAAAAACCCUCUUAAUUCUCAGAACAGACACGGGGGCGGAUUAUACUUUAGGUAGGGAUGGGGGGGGGGGGGGGAGUUUUUUUAGCCAGGGAGGUUUCUGUGCAACUGAGGAACCUCCCAUAAUCCGCCCCUGAGACAAAAAACCUGUUGUGAGAUCUAAAGCCCUGACAGUUUUGACAAAUUUUGAAUUUUUAAUUACAAAUAUAUUAUUUGUGUACUAACAUUUUUUAAUUUAAAGGUUUGUUUAGUGGCAUCAGAAGUAAGAAACCAACGCUGAAUUUGCUUUAGCAAAAGUUAUAUUUGUUUUUGCUCAAAAAACAAAUUGUUGAUAAUGUUAUAACAUUCCUUAUGUUUACUUGAAAAAGUACAUGUCAUUGUUUUCUCAGCUUUAGAAACUCCAGAUCUGACCAAUGUGUAUAUAUUGACAUAUACAAAGAGAUCUGUUUGCUCAUAUUAUUUAUAUUUUUAUUAUAUUUUAAGUUUGAGACCAUUUACUGAAAAAAAAUACAAUCAUUCCUGAACAAUUGUGGUGCAAGCAACCAAAAGGCGGCUUAAUUUAUAGGGUUUUAUUGUUGUUUGUUUAUUAUUUAUUUAUUUAUUUAUUUAUUUAUUGAUCAUGACAUGUUCGUUGACUGUGCUCGCAGUCAGUGAGGGCAGACUGAUAGAUGCCCACCAGCCCAUGCAAUAAAUAUACAUAUUCAUCGACAGAUCUGACAUUUUGUCAGGUUUUUUAAAACAAUGUUUGGCCAAGCCUAGGACUUCAUGAACACGUCAUUUCUAUUAAAAAUUGUUAUUCAUUUUUUUUGUGUGGGAAACUCUGAAUGUUUUAAAACAUUUUGGUGACCUACACCUUGCAUAACAUGUUCUAUACCAUACCAACAGUAUAUUUUAUAAAAUACAACAAAACAAAAACAAAUCUAAUUAUUGUUAUCCUAAAGCAGGUCGUUUUAUCUUUAUUUCAUACAAAAUUGAUUUCUUUUAAAACAAUGUAUUUAUAUUUUAAAGAUGGUUUUAGAUAUCUUUUAUAUUGAAUUUACAAAAAGCACAAGAUAUUAUUCUACCAUUUAAAAAAUAGUCUGAUACAGCAAUAUAAUGAAUUUCUCUUGUUCCAAUUUUAAUUUAAUCAUUGGAAGAAGACAAUUUUUAUUUAUUAAUUUGUUCUUCUUGAAAGACGAGUCAUAUCUGUAUAAGUAUUUUUGUGAAUUUAUCAUGAUGAUAAGUUGUUAGGAAAACAUGACUAUUUCAUGCAGUCCUGGACAAGGCCAGUGUAUAUAGCAGGACUAGUCUCAUACUACUAUCUAAAUGUAAUGUCUGGUUGUCUUAAAAUGCAUUUAUAUACAUGUUCUGUUUUUGUGUGUAGUUGAACAAGAUAAAACCACAUUCCUUAGUCAUUCAUUCAUAAUCACUGUGGUCAGUUUGUAAUAAACAAUGUGUUUGCUUUUCCAUGAAGUGCUUUCACAUUUGUGAAACAAAUUUGUACAUUUUGUUAGAAUAAACUUCCUUUUUUUUUUGUCAUGGAAAGCGAAGACUUUUUACAUUGUUUAAAUAACAAGGACUUGUCAAGUCAUUCUUGACACAUACAUAUUCAAUUUCUCUCACUUGAUCCGUGUAAAUUAUAUUGUUGCCAGUGUGUAGAUUGUUGUGUGUGUGCAAAUAUAGCCAACCUGACCAUGGAUGUUUUCUAAUGUGUUGUCAUGGCAACGUGUUAGCCUGUGAAGGAUUCUAGAGGCAAUAUUAUUCGAGAAGAGUUCCAAACGACACUGAACUGGGUUUUUUUUAUCAGAGACGUGUUCUUUGUGACAAGAUGCAAGUUGAGCUGGCUGUGCAACUUACAGUUCAUCAAGUUACAUUCUUACCUAAAAACACAGAUGAAAGACAGUGACCAAUUUUUACAGCAGCGUUUCUUGCAAGGCAGCUUGGGACAAGUUUUACCAGCUGUUUGUAUGUAUGCACCAUGAAGCCAGGAAAUACAUUGUGGGCUUGGAGUUGUCUGCCCUUUUAUGUGAACUCUUCAGUGAAUGCAUAUUCUAGUCGGAACUGCUACUACUACUACUGUUACUACGUGCAUGGUUUGGUAGGGAUCUAGAAGACAUAUCAUAUUUUGUACUGGAGCGAUGUCCCCCUAAUUGCUAUUUAGUUUGCAGGAUUCGUUGGUGUCAUUUUUGAUUAAUAUGUGUUCAAUAUUAAUUAGCAUAUCAUUCCAGACUUCAUUAAUGCUUUCUUGUUAACAAGGAACGAUGAUCUGUUUUGUUUUUGUGUGAAAAAAAAAUGUUGACAUGUUUCUUUCAACUGUUUUUAUUUUCCGAAGGUUUGCUACGCAGUGUUGUCUCAUUAUGUUCUUACACAGGUUAUACAUUUUUUUUUUCGUUAAUGUUUUUUUUAGAAAUAACAAUUUUCUGUCAAUUGUUUGUUUGCACUGUGGGUGUGCAGACUGAGUGAGAAUGACUAGUGCUUAAUUUAUUACACAACUUAACAUAUGUUCAUUAAAUGGGAAAAAACACAACUUUUUCUUGAUAUUAGUGAACUUAAAAAACCUGUAUUACCAAGUUAUUACACACAAAUACAAACUGUGAUACCAGUAUGUUUAUUAAUUAAUAACAAUUUUUUAUUUUAUUUUUGCUUUUUAACAUCAGUCAAAUGCAAAUCAUCUGUUUUAUCAAGUUAUUAUAGCCUACCAAUAGCCUUUUUCUUAGAUUAGGAGAAAUGUUAAUUUUAAUAUAACCAUGGAACUGCACUUUCAGCUGAUUAGGAUUAUUUAAGCAUCCAAAAGACUAUUUGACAAAUUGGUUGGGGGGAGGGGGGAGUAUAACCUGAACACGCCCGCUUAUCCUCCCUCAGUUGGGGUCAACCACUCAGGAUCUUUGUAAAACUUGGUGUAUUUUGCCUUACACCUUCCCAUUGAGACUAGCUAUGCACUAAGUCUGAAUAAAAAUAGUUUGAGGUUAAGUAAUAGAAAUAAAAGAGACCAUAAGUGCCCCAACUAGGUGCUUAUUGGCUUUAAAUACACUGCAUUUCAUGUACCUUGACAAGUUUUGAACAGGAGUUCUCUUUCGAUAAUCUGUCUUUAAAAAAAAAAAAAAUAUCCAUUAAUUUCCAACAUUUUAGGGUAUGUAAUUUUACCCUCUGUACCCUCUAGCAGAAACUCUGGUUCAACCCAGUACAUACCAGCAAUUUACUGUGAUGGCUUAACCACUUCACCAAGGCUGGUUUCAUGAACUUGAUUAUUCUGCUUAGUACCCUCUAAAAACAAAGGAAAAUACAAGUUAUGCUUAAUUUUGAGUAGUGAGGAUAUUCUUUCUUGAAGACAAAUGUAUAAUAUUCUAUUUGGACAGCCACAACAAGAUUUAAUUUUCUACAAAUAUCUUCGAAGAAAUCAAUUGCAAUAUAUAACAGGUUACAAGAAGACUUAAAAAAAGCCAGCUUCCUAAUAAUUUUAAACAUUUCAGAAUGUCUGAGCUCUCUUCUACAAAAGGAAUAAUUUAAGAGAAAGGGAACAAUGGGUGUGUGAAGAGAUCGCCCAGUAGUGCUUUAUAUGCUCUUUUGUAUGUGUUUUAGUAGUAACAGUCAACAUUACAAUGUUAUACUGACACACCUUUCAUAGCCAAAUAUUUACCAGUCAGUCAUCUUCUUUCAUACCAUAGCAGAUCUUUCUAAACUAUGGGACUAGAUUAAAGUUUUCAGUUGCAAUGCAUUUCUCUUGCACAUCACAUGCAGAAAACUAUCUGAUGUGUUUACAUCACUUCAGGAUUUUAAAAUGUUAUUUCUGGAGCAUUUGGUCAGAGGUUAAGACACUGGCCUGGGUGGUGUCGUGGUUAAGCCAUCAAACAUACGUCUGGUAGGUACUGGGUUUGCAUCCCGAUAUCGGCUCCCAACUCAGUGGGUAGGUGUAAGACAACUACAUCAGCUUCUCUCUUACUAACCACUAACUCAUUGUCCUGGAUAGACGGCACAGAUAGCUGAGCUGUGUGCCCAGGACAGCGUGCUUGAACCUCAUUUGGAUAUAAACACGAAAAUAAGUUGAAAUGAAUGAAUGAAUUAAAGAGGUUAAGAAUGUCUGUAGUUUCAUCUUUUACAUUCAUCCCAUUACAUUAUUUCUAGUUUCAGCCAGUGUUCCACAACUGAUAUAUCAGAGGCUGUGUGCUGUUCUUUAGUAAAGUGUAAUACAAUACCCAUUGCAUCUAAAUAUAAGGAAUAACCUAUGUGAGGCACUAUAAACCAUGUCAAAAAUGCCAUACUAAUAUAUCAUUAUCAUAGUUUUGCCUUUAUGAAGUAAAAAAAGGUGAAAUGUAAAGUAUUACUUUUCCGAUGGCAGUGGCAACAGCUUCAGCUGCCAGUUAAAGUGUUUUGCUUAGUUCCAUUUGUUAGAACAUGGUUUAUAGUUGCACACAUGGAAUUGUAUUGCAAUGUAUGUGAGAAAACAUUAAUUUAAAUGUUUUUAAUUGAAUUUUUAAAAAGUUCAUUAAUUUGUUUCUAACAUGCAUUGAGAUAACAUCUUUGGAUGCAACUGCCAGCAACAUUGAAUAUGCUUAAUUGUAGGUAAAACAUUUAAUUUGUCAUAGCAUUGUUUCAAAAUAUUACUUACUGGUAGAUACUUGACUAUAAAAGGUAUGAUAAGUAAUACUCAUAUCAUUUGUAUUUAACACUAGUAUACUGACUAAAAAUAUAAUGACAGUAAAAAGAUAAUGACCAUGCAUUGAUUACUUAUCUCAAAUGACUAUAGUAUUUAUAAAUUGACAGUUUAAUUAUAAUGAUAGUGUAUUGCUUACUUAUCUCAAAUGACUAUACUAUUUAUAAAUUGACUAUAAAAAUAUGACUUGAUUAUUUCUUUCAAAUGAAUAUAGUAUUUAUAAAUUGACAGUAAAAUAUGACAGUGCAUUGAUUACUUCUCUCAAAUGACUAUAGUAUUUAUAAAUUGACUACAAAUAUGAUGGUGCAUUGAUUACCUGUUUCAAAUGACUAUACUAUUUAUUAACUGACUGUAAAAAUAUAAUAACAGUACAGAAUGUAUUUUUCUCAAAUGAUUGUAGUAUUUAUAAAUUUCCUGUAUUAUAUUCAUAUGAAAUUUAAAUUAAUGGAAAUAAAAUGGCAUAUUAUUGUCAUGUGAAGUGAGAGAUUUUUAUAUUGAUUCUGUCAUCAACUCGUGGCUUUGUGAAUGAUCCUGAGGCAAUGUUAAAACAUCCUUUGUUCUGCCUCAUGCAGAUUUUGAAUACAUUGAAGGUUAUGUCGUAAAUAUUUCGCAGAUAUACAGUUUGUCAGUUUAACUUAAUUAUUAAUGAAAUUUUGUUUAAAAUGAGUUGAUUCUAAAGGUUGUUCAAAACUGAUUCGUUUGGAUGUCUGUGUACUUGUCAAUGUUUUAAAGUCUGUUUAAUACUGAACAGAUGUUACAUGUUAUUUAAUAAAACAAACAUAUAUACACAUACAUGCAUCCCUCCCACGUAUAUGAAUACACACACAAACACAGGUAUGCAUACACACAACUGAUAAAUGUAAUUUGCUAGUCAAAUUGGCCAAUAUUAACUAUAUUAGGAUCGUGCAAUACUUAUUCAUAUGAGUUCAUGCUUUGUAUUUAAGUGAACGAAUGUGAACAUUUCGUGGUGCAAUGUUGGACCCAAUUAACCAAAACCACUUGUUGCACUGUUCCGUUUCUGUAGUAGUGUAUGCAAUAUUUAUUUUAGAGCUUGUUUUGCUUCCCUUAAUCUUCAAUGUGUUUUCAAUUUACAUAUUAACAAGGAAAUCUCUUCAGUGAUUGGUUAUAAUGCAAAAUCAGAUCGUGUUUGAUUGGUUUGCAUACAAAGUAGAUUAGCACUGUGGGUUGUACAGUCAGCAGAGAUUGGUUGGCGUACAUGCAAUCUUAGCAGUGAUUGGUUGGUAUUUUAUACAGUACUGUUGACUUCUGUUCCUAUUCUUUGGUGCAUUCCAUCAGUCUUUUAGGAUGUCUAGACAAAGUCCAUUUAUGUUUAUUUGUAAAUUACUGUUUGGUGCUCUUACACAUAUUUUAUAAUCGUAUGCACAUUUGUAAAAAAACACAAAAAAAACAAUAAAAGCAGCAACUGUUUUUAAUCAUUAGUAUUUAUCAAAAAUCAAACAAGAUUACUUUUUCAGGUCAAACUAGAAUUUAUAUUUAGUAGGUUAUUGCAACUGAAAUUAAGUUAAAUAUUUUCCCUUUUAUGAUUGUCUUCAUUAUUUGAAGCGUAUUCGGUACUAAUAUAUUAAUUUGAUUUAAUAACUCCAAAUUUAUAUUCAUAUGUGAACAAACUUAUAACGUUCUUUAUUUUUGCUAUAGGUAAAACAUCUCGAAUGAUUUCCAAUAGAUAACAUUCUCUUAAGUACAAGACACAUUAUUGUUUUGAUUGACACAGACUUGAGUCUAGACGUUUUUUUGUUGUAUUUUCCUGUGUAAGUGUAUUGGAAGGUCUGAUGGAAUAGCAUGAUAGAGUGUUGUUUCUGUGUAGUUACUGAUACGAGAGUCAAACCUCCACUGAUAUGCAACAACUAGAAACUGUCUGUAUUAUAAUAACUAAAUAAUAAAAUAGGCACCAAGCUCA